GGGUCCGGCCGGAAGUCGAUAUUACAAAACCGGAAGUGAGUUCGCAUCAUUAUUAUUUGACACAUUGUGGACAUAUACUGUUUUUCUGCGAUGGAUUCACAGCCUCCACAGAAGCCGUGGGAAAGGCGGAUGCCAGGAGCGAUGAGUGCACCUAUAAACUACAGAUCUUCAAACUUUGCACCAGCUGCAGGCCCCUCCGCCUCUGCAGGCCCUCCUGUCCUGACCCGGAUGGUGCCCCCAGUGCCCCCUCGUCCCGUCCAGCAGUCUUACCGUCCAUCUUACGGCUCUUUCAACUCCUCCUACAGCCCCUAUGGGAGCUCCAUGUAUGGGGCUUACAGCCCCUACAGCUACGGUGGUGGCGGCGGCUACGGUGGUGGCUACGGCAUGGGAGGGUACAACCGCCUCUCCCAGACGGAAGAAGUCGCCCCCAGCCGGUUCGUGCAACAGGCGGAGGAGAGCAGUCGCGGUGCCUUCCAGUCCAUCGAGAGCAUCGUCCAUGCCUUUUCCUCAGUUAGCAUGAUGCUGGACGCCACCUUUUCAGCCGUGUAUAACAGUUUCCGUGCUGUGCUGGACGUAGCCAAUCACCUAACACGGCUGCGUUCCCACUUCACGAGAGUUUUUUCAGCCUUUGCUCUGGUACGCACCUUGCGCUACCUCUACCGACGGUUACAGAGGCUGCUGGGGCGAAGGUCAGACGCUGAGGUUGACGACUUGUGGGCAGACAGUGCAAGUGAUGCCCUGGCUACAAGAGGGGAUGGAGCAGGGGUGGAGGGUCAGCCUGUGAAGUCCUGGCCAAUCUUUCUGUUUUUCGCUGUAGUACUUGGGGGACCCUACCUUAUCUGGAAACUGCUGAGCUCCAGCUCUGACUCUGAAGAAAGCGCCACUAACUGGGCCAGCGGGGAGGACGACCAUGUAGUGGCCAGAGCAGAGUACGACUUUUCAGCGGCAUCUGAGGAGGAGAUUUCUAUGCGGGUUGGAGACAUGCUCAACCUCGCCCCUAAAGAGCAACAGCCCAAGGUGCGUGGCUGGCUGCUGGCCAGCAUGGACGGCCAGACAACAGGACUUGUCCCAGCCAACUAUGUCAAGGUCCUGGGCAAGAGGAGAGGCCUAAAGCACGCAGAGAUGGAGAGGCUCGCUCAGGUCCAGCAAGAGAACACACAGGCCUCCCAGGCGACCCUUGCUGCACACCCACAAUCAAAUCCUGCCCAAGGCUUUACCCCAAACCUCGGUUCAGUUUCCACAGAGGCACUGCUAGAGUCUGUAUAUGGAGAAACACCAGCUUCCUUCAGUCUGGGAAACUCCAGUCUGCCCUCCAGCACGGUGCUAAACAUCCCUGAGAAGACUGACCUGUGAUGUUUGUGCAUGUAUGCAUUUCUCUGUAUGCAAGUCUAUGUGUGUUCCUAACAUUGGUUGACUUAGUCAGAAUUUGUUUGCAGUGUAUAACUCUGAAGCUUGAUUAAUAAUCAGCUGACGGUAGAUAACACCAUAGACCUUCAUUAAGAAUCGCUCUUAAUUAUUAAACUCAUCGAACACAAUCUGCACCUUCUGAUAAGGUUAACGGUCAAUAAUGGUUUCCAUACACAGGUUCACUGUUGUACUGCUUUGUUUAGGACCAGUUUGUCUCAAAUUAGGAGGUUAUCCUUACAUUUCUUGUACAAGAAGACGGUUUUGUGUAUCCUCUAAAUAUGGUACACUGCUGUUCUUAAGAUCAUGUCUGAUUUAAGGUGUAAUAUCUUGAUACUGUUCAAUAACAAGAAUUAGUUCAAUGUUUAAGUUAAUGAAGAGCACUGAUGCAUCAUCUGUAUACUGACAGUGUGAGGACAAAGCCAGGGUAAUUUGUUUGAUAACGCAUGAUGAUGUUAUUUGGUUUUUGCCCUCACUUGUAGGCUGCCUGAUCUGCAUUGUCUUCUUUGUCAAGCAAAUAUGAUUCAAUCAGAAUGAGAAGAGGCUUGUUUUGCAUGUGUUCAGCUGUCAGUUAGUUACAAAAAGUAAUUUUGUAAAUAUUUAAUAUAAUUAUUUUGAAAAUAAAUAUUUUUUAAAAAUCA
This is a messenger RNA of Sebastes umbrosus (honeycomb rockfish), 2045 nucleotides long. It is a transcript of the gene pex13, whose product is annotated as peroxisomal biogenesis factor 13. Gene Ontology annotation, cellular component: peroxisomal membrane; peroxisome; peroxisomal importomer complex. The transcript is spliced from 4 exons. Gene Ontology annotation, molecular function: protein binding. NCBI's taxonomy places the organism in Eukaryota, Metazoa, Chordata, Actinopteri, Perciformes, Sebastidae. Bases 91 to 1353 code for a protein of 420 amino acids. The record is from RefSeq and is a predicted model, not a curated record. Gene Ontology annotation, biological process: protein import into peroxisome matrix, docking.